ACGUGCUCGAUAAAAGAUGACUGUCUCCUACACUGCCGAGGUAGCCACUUGCAGGGGCCUCGGUUGCUUUCUCAAGUUAUUACUCAGAUGGCGGGCGAGCAUUUACAAACUUGUCUGGCUCGAUCUGACACUCUUCCUCUUCAUCUAUUACUCCCUCUCCGGUAUUUACCGAUUAUUAUUGAACGAGGAGCAAAAGAAGAUAUUCGAAUCUGUGGUGUCAUACUGCAACGAGUACAGCGACCUGAUACCACUGUCAUUCGUCCUAGGUUUCUAUGUCAGUAUCGUCAUGACCAGAUGGUGGAAUCAAUACAUGACGAUACCAUGGCCUGAUUCCAUCGCAGUCUUCGUAUCAGCCACUAUACAUGGGAACGACGAACGCGGUCGUCUAAUGCGUCGAACGAUCGUUAGGUACGUGUGCGUUUGUCUGACUAUAGUCCUAACAAACGUCGCGCCGCGUGUAAAGAAGAGAUUUCCUACUUUAGAGCAUUUUGUGGAGAGCGGCUUGUUGCUGGACAACGAAUUAGCGAUAUUUCAAAGCCUAAAUGCGAAAUUCCCAAAGCCAAGUAAACAUUGGCUACCGAUAGUUUGGGCUUCCAGUAUCGUGACCCGAGCCCGACAGGAAGGUCGAAUACGUGACGAUUUCGCGGUGAAAACUCUAAUUGAUGAACUUAAUAGGUUCCGCGGGAUGUGCGGCAGUAUAUCGCACUACGACACAAUCAGCGUCCCGUUAGUGUAUACUCAGGUCGUAACAUUAGCCGUCUAUACAUAUUUUUUGACUACUGUGAUGGGUCGUCAGUGGAUUCAAAAGUCGGACUCGACCAUAGAUCUGUACUUCCCAGUAUUCGCGACAUUGCAAUUCUUUUUCUAUAUGGGCUGGUUAAAAGUAGCCGAAACGUUAAUCAAUCCAUUCGGCGAGGACGACGAUGACUUUGAAGUAAACUGGUUAAUUGAUCGCAAUUUGCAAGUAAGCUAUCUAAUCGUUGACGAGAUGCAUCACGAACAUCCUGAACUCAUACGUGAUCAAUAUUGGGAUGAGAUAUUCCCCGCGGAACUCCCCUACACCGCCGCAGCACAACCUUACCGCGAGGAACCUCCUGAACCUUCAACAGCUGGCAUACAAUUGUCCGCCGCGCAACAAGAAUUGCAACCAUCGUCGGUUAAAAUUGACGAGAUGAUGCCGAUGGAUGAUCAGAAAUUCCGCUCCGACAUCGCUGACGAUGCUGCUUCAGGAAUACAUUUUAUCGCAGGAAAGCUGUCUCGAAGCAAUACAGACAGCACCGAGAGAUUAAUAAGAAGCACCAGUAGAGUGAGCAAUCGAGAUCGCAAUAUCAGUGGCGGUUCGACUAGCAAUUUGGGUGAGUCCCUCACGAGGGUAGCCAGCGUCACUAAUGCACUUAAGCGACUGUUUAGCAAAGAUGACAGGACGGACGGGAGUACCACGAGUGCCGCCAAAGCCACGGGAAAGAUGCCAAGCACGGGUUCAACAGCUUCAUUACAACCACGACCACCUGGUGCAGGUGGCUCCAUGAGAAUAGGCGUCAUUGAGGAAGUGGACGAGCAGAUGACAUUGACAUCGUUAAAACAAUCGAACGAAAGCAGGCCUCACGUACAAAAUAUAUUUGCGCAAGGGCCUCCACCGCCGAGUGAUCCCGUCGACGUUCCUGGUGUCGCACAAUCUUACAGUCGUGAGAUAUUCUCUAGGAGUGCACCCGCACAUGCAGGAGCUUUAAUAACAGCCGGCAGUGCAGAAUCUGCGGUCGAAAGGCGGAGCAUUUUAAGGACACAAGAAUCCGCACCAUCAAUGAGGUCGAGUACCAUUUAUGAACCAGCGCCUAGUUACACCGGUAGUGGGAUAAACGACGACUUGCCCAGCACAUCAAGCACCUCCUCUUCUGACAAUGGCACAAGCGAAUUUACGAAAUUGAAAACCGAGAGGAAGGCUCGAAGGCGUAAUCGAAAACUUACUCGAAGUGCUAGUGGCCUAAACGAAAAUGAAUCGAGAAGCCCUCCCGAUUCGGAAACUCUUCUGCUGACGGAAUUAGCAGACGCGUCGCGACGAAGUAUGAAAGAACGCGAUGAAAACGAUGAAAUUUAGAAAAAAUACGUUGAUUUUCGACGUUAGUUCGUCUAAUAGGCCUGAAUAACAAAUUCGAUCGAAGUAAAAAAAUAACGUAACAUUACGUCAUCAAGAAAAUAAUAAAUAUAUACAGUGACAGAUUUGUUAUGUGUCUGCGAUGUACUUAUGAAACAAGUUUAUCAUCAAACAAUGAUGUAAUGUUUCACGUACAUACGGAUUUUAUAUUACAUACGAGUAAUCCAUAUGUAAUAUAUUACCCAUAUGUAAUAUAAAUCAAUUGUGAAAUUUUGCGGUUAGCAAUUUUUUAGCAUUCUUAUGAAAUCUGCUUUAACAACGACAAGUUUGUAAAGAGUUAAAAAUAUUUUUUACACGAGCAUGUAUAACGCAGCAGUAUCGUCGUGCGAAAGUUUUUCGCGAAAGCCAGCUGAAAAAAUUUCAGUGUUUUCGUUCAUUUAUAAAUCAAUAUGCAAAGUGUUUUUUAGGUAAAAGUUUAAGUACAAAAACAUGAUUGUAUAGGGUGCUUUCCAACAAGAGACACACGAUGUGACACUGUGCAUUAUUACAUCUUUGUUUACCAAUGUUAAACAAGGAUGAGAUGAUCACUGUGUUAUAUGUAUACUGGGUCGUUUGAAAGGCACCCAUAGUUUCAACUACAAUAGCUACGCACAAGAUAUUUUUGUUAUUUUUCUC
Messenger RNA from Trachymyrmex cornetzi, 2767 nucleotides. RefSeq names its product bestrophin-4. The transcript is spliced from 9 exons. Gene Ontology annotation, molecular function: chloride channel activity. The coding region runs from base 17 to 2095 and encodes 692 amino acids. The record is from RefSeq and is a predicted model, not a curated record. Lineage: Eukaryota; Metazoa; Arthropoda; Insecta; Hymenoptera; Formicidae.